Messenger RNA from Cuscuta campestris, 589 nucleotides. Lineage: Eukaryota; Viridiplantae; Streptophyta; Magnoliopsida; Solanales; Convolvulaceae. The record is from the annotation of a GenBank genome assembly.
CCGCGGUCGUCGCCUCCACUGCCAGCGCCGGUCACCCUUCCCCAGCCAAUCGCCGCCGCUGCUUCCUUCGCCAGAGGUCCGCCGUUAGCAUCAGCGCCGCCGACGACGGUUCACCUCGUCGUUCUGCCGGUCGUCGCCUCCACUGCCAGCGUCGGUCGUCCUCGCCAUCGAGCUGUAGCGCCGCUGUUUCUCCUUCGCCGGAAGUCCGCCAUCAUCGCCGUCAAGUGCAGCGCCGCUGUUUCGCCUUCGCCGGAAGUCCGCCAUCAUCGCCGUCGGGUGCAGCGCCACCACGCCGAGCGCUGGACGUCGCCUCCACUGCCGGCGUCUUUCCUCGCCGUCGAGCUGCCGCUACGCCACUGUCGCCGGCGUCUGUCACCGUCGCCGCAUCCAGCCGCUGCCCCAAAUUGAUAUCGCCGGCAGAUUAACCUCCACGCCGGAUUGAUUGGUCGAUUUCGCAUUUUGACUCAAUUUGACCCGUUCGUUUGAUUUCGUUGAUUUGUCUUCUGUUCGAGCUAUCGAUUCGAUUUCGGCGUAAUCCAGGUCCGUACUAUGAAGUUAAUAGCAUUUAGAAUAGAUUUAAUGGUUUGGA